Molecule: messenger RNA, 3010 nt
Organism: Diaporthe batatas
Lineage: Eukaryota; Fungi; Ascomycota; Sordariomycetes; Diaporthales; Diaporthaceae
Exons: 7
Coding region: 714-2822 (702 amino acids)
Biological process (GO): regulation of DNA-templated transcription
Molecular function (GO): zinc ion binding; DNA-binding transcription factor activity, RNA polymerase II-specific
Source: RefSeq, a predicted model, not a curated record
GCCGGGGGUGACUAUGACAAUUCGGGUCGAUGUGCCCGGGUCCCGGUACCGUAGCCCUGGACGCUUCGUAGGGGGGUGCCAUUUGCUGGAGCAGCGAAACAUAUUCUCUCUGCAGAAGCAAGCUGCGACAUACCAAGGUAGCUGGUCUGGAAGGGCCAGUCACCGACGUCGUAGAAGGGAAGGGAAUGAUGCUGCUUACGGCCUGGACUUGGACGCGGUGCCCUGACCUAUCACAGAACAUCAAUGAUGCGCCUCAGCUGAGGCUCUACUCUAAUCAAAGUACCCAUGAGCUAAUUAUGGAUGCUGUUCUAGGAUAAAGGCCCUCGUGGCUCUCGGAAUUCUGUGUUCUGAUGUCAGAAGUGUAUCACGUCUCCCCUCCCUGUUCUCGGGACAUGAAGCAGUGUGUUUCCGUUAUUCUUUUAUGCGUCUUUCCGAAAAAGUCUUUUAGGGCUACGAUAGAUCUUGCUCACCUUCACCCUGACUGGAAAGUCACAGGCAGGCAGCCCCCAGGGGGAGAAAGCCAAUCAGGCUGUAUUUUUCUACAACAAACCUUGGGACCCGGCCUCAACCGAACCCCUGCCGAUCGAUAUACUUCCUGCAGUACACCGCUGUCACAAGUGAUUCUGAACGAACGGGCCGGCUCAACAGUUUGAGUCUUGAGUCACGAGAAUCUCUAGCUACCAGAUGGGCAGUCUUGAGCUGCAUAUCGCACGAUGUCCGACUCUGCAUCACGUUCACAGCGCUCCGAGAGAACCCCUACCUCGUGCGGAGAAUGCAGGAGGCGGAAACAAAGAUGCAACCAAGCACAGCCAUGUGGGAAUUGUGCACGGAGGUACCCACCACCUGUCUGUGAAUACAAGACACAAAAUCAGAGGAACGGCGAUGGAACGCGGCCGUCAUGCCAGACCUUAGUAUCGAGCCCUACUCUCGUGCCACCUCCAUUCUCUGGCGAUGAGAAUGUUGCCCUAGAUGGUGUUGACCAGCCUCUCUUACCGCCGAGAACGGCCUUUUCCGUACACCACAAGCCCUGGUCUCCUGCCACACAAAGCCCGGUUUACUGGCCCAGCGUGGGAUUCAACACACAAUAUCAGCUUCAAGCCCCGGUAAGUUUGAACAGUCCAAGACAGGCCAUCUGGGAGACCGUAUCCCCGGAGGCCGGGGCCCAGUUGGCAGCCACCGUGUGUAGCUUCGACUGUGAGGUCCACACUGAAGCCUAUCACGAUGCUCUGGUGCUGUUGAAAAGAAGGAACCACUUGCCCUCUCAGUUCAUACACGGAUGGCAGUCCACCAGGACGGAUGAGAUCAUGUCUUGGUUCGUACAGCAAGACCACGCCUCGUCCUCAUCAUUGCUUGUCUAUGCAGAUGGUCAGGUGCAUCAGCCCGCUAUACCAACGAGACAGGACGGGGAGAUGCUGCGUGUCUUUGUCAACCUCAUUUCUCGCUUCAAAGCAUCCCUUGACGGCGAACCUGACCCGGCGUCGAACCCGUACACAAAAUACUACGUCCCCUUCUGUCUGCACAACCCGAUGCUUGCCCAGAUCGCCAUCUACACGGCCGCAUGCUUCCUCAACUAUACUUGUCCCAGUGUGGUCGAUGACACGACGGCGAUGACACGCAAGGGCGACGCCAUCUGCAUGCUCGAGACGCAUCUUCGCACCACGGGCCCUACGACAGAUGAGGCCAUCGCGGGUGUGAUGCAGCUGAUACUGAACGAGUGGUACUGGGGUGGUAAGAAGGAGCUCGAGGCCCACCUCGGCGGGCUUCGCGAGAUGGUUAGAUCAAGGGGUGGCCUUGCGAACUUGGGCCUCGGAGGUUUGCUGGCCAAGUUGAUAAUCAUGACUGACAUAACAAUUGCACUGUCUCUCGAGAUCGAACCACAUCUGCAAGGGGAAUUGCCUUUCGAGUCUCGCGAGACUACAAGCAUCCCGUUCCGUGUCUUCCUUAAUACUCCUCUCGUCUCACCUCUUGUUGCUUUCAAGACGUGCGCGGAGCCGCUGAAGCUGCACGAUGCCACCGCCCAGAUCCUGGAUGACAUGAGAUUCCUCAUCGGCCUCGUCCUAUCCCUGCCCACGGAUUGCUCCCAGAAGGACCUGAAAAAGUUACAAACGACCUCGACCUGGAUCUAUGACCGCAUCUCAGAUCUGCCGGAAGAAGCCGGGGCAGUACCGCAACACAGAGGCUCUGACGGACUUGCACCAAGCGCCACAGCAGCGUUCGGAUUACACCAGACAGUCGGUCGGGCGUCGUCAGCAGCGAGUCUGCGGGUAGUACCCGAGCAGCGUCAUGGGCCUGGUUUCCCGCACGGCCAAGAGCAGCGGUCUCCCCUACAUCAUAAGGUCCUCAUCCAGCCAAGUGUGGUAGCAGAUCAUGACGCUGCCCGCGCGCCGCAGCCGGUAUCGCCUGGUCUAGAAGACACAGCGGCAGUCCCGGCAAUCACCCCGGAUGUAGUAUACAAGGUCGUCCGCCAGGCAGCCCUGAUCUACGCACGUGCGAUCAUGCUGCGCAGACCGCUGCGGGACCCGAGGGUCUGUAGCCCCGAGGACUUCCUCAAGCUGUGGACGACGAUGUGGCGUGUCCCGCUCCGGACGUGGAAGGGGCUGCUCGGGGUCUUUGUGUGGGUCGUGCUGUGCGUCACGCCCGCGUCGAGAGGCACGCCGCACGAGCAGUUCGUUGGCAACUGUCUCGAGGUCGGGCUGGUACAGAUGGGCCUCGAGAGCUGGGAGGUUGCGGAGAAGGGGAUGUCCGGAGCGCUGCGGCUGACGAGGUGGCUGGCUUGUCGCCAGGGGCUCUUGGAUGGUGAUGGUGAUGGGAAUGUGGGGUAGAGCGUUCGAUAAUGUCGACUUCAAUGUUUUCAAUCUAGAGGUGAUAAGACAUCCAUGGAUGUCUUUGGGGAACAGGUGGUUGUGACGUCUCGUGGACAUCUCGUGACUAUUGUUGUACAAUACUGUUUACUACCAGUUGAGACUAUUUACUGGUGAUUCUCACCAGACAAUUGACUUCUUCAUGCUUC